Coregonus sp. 'balchen' is the source of this 7902-nucleotide messenger RNA. The record is from the annotation of a GenBank genome assembly. Lineage: Eukaryota; Metazoa; Chordata; Actinopteri; Salmoniformes; Salmonidae.
GCAGAUAAGACAGUGGCUAGAAGGAGGGAAGGAAGGAAUCUAGCUGCCCUUAACACAGGUAGUCUUAUAGGAUCAUUCGAAAGAGAAUUAGACAGUGCCGUGGCUUUCUGGCAAAUGCAGUAGAAAGCCAUACAGAGCAGCGCCACACACACACUGUGGCUUUUACACCUUGGUAACAAGGAUUCAACUAAGGAUUUUAGUUUGAACAAGUCAUCAGUCAAAUGGACCGAACCGUAUGAGGAACACAGGCUUUGAGCUCGGCUUUGGCUAACCUCCAUCUCAUUGGCUCUUGUGUUGCAGGUGCUUGGACCACUGAAUCUCUUUUUCCCUACUGUGUUUCUGUGGGCUGAGCCUGUUCUGUUCCUAGGUCUUGGUCCCAGUACAGACUGAAGCAGGGUGAAUGAUGUACGGACUGCUGUGUGAGUCUCUGCAUGACUUCAUCAAGGAGUCGUAUGGAGAUGAUGUGUGGAAACUGGUCAGAGAGAGGGCAGAUGUCAGGCUACACUCCUUUGUCACCCACCAGGUAGAUUUGGACAUGUUGUUCACAAAAUAAAACCGUUGUGUAUUUAUGUUCCAAGGGGUCCUGAUAUGCCAAUUGAUACAGUAUUUAGAAAUGUGUGUAUGUAGUUCUGUUUCUACCUUGAGCUCUAUAGAUUGCCAUCAGUAGAGAUGUCUCUCUGCAGGUCUACAGUGAAAGUGUCUGUAGCUCUGUUUGUUGCUGUGGAUGAUCUCUGUCAGUAUAUGUGUCUCUCUGAAGGUGUACAGUGAAAGUGUCAGUAGUUCUGUCUGUGAAUACCUGUGUGUGUUUGCAGGUGUACAGUGAGAGUGUCAUCCCGCGUAUUGCUAAGGCAGCAAGCGGAGUGACAGGAACCCCCUACAACGAGCUCAUGAACUCCUGGGGGGUCUAUUUCCUGGGCUUCGUAGGGAAGUACGGUUACGACAGGAUCCUCAAGGUGGGACUUGCGCUUACACUGGAAUUGUCAUAAACAUGUUAUUGUGUUUUUGAUUGAUGGUUUGAUUAUUGCUUUUCAGCAUUAUUUAUCUGUGUUGUGUCUGUGUUGAGCUCUUGUUUCUGUGUCUGCGUGUCCCAGGUGUUGGGUCGUCAUGUGCGUGACUUUGUGAAUGGGCUGGAUAACCUCCAUGAGUACCUGCGCUUCAGCUACCCCAAGGUCCAGCCCCCUACCUUCUUCUGUCAGGAGGAAUCAGCUACCGGAGUCACCCUCCACUACAGGUCUGAGAGGAGAGGAUGAGAGAGAGAGAUAAAUAUAUAUAUAUAUAUAAAUAAAUAUAUAUAAUAUUUAUAUAUAUAAUAUCUAUAGUAGAGAGAGAGAGAGAGAGCGUCAGAGAGAGAGAGGAGAGAAGAGCGCAGCGAUCUCGCGAGAGCUACGCGCGCAGCGCUGACGCCCUCGCGAAGCAGCAGAGGCUAGCGAUAGAGAGCGAGAUGGGAAUAACUCCACCACCCAUUCACCAAAGACACUCUCCUCCCUCCCCUCUGUGUCCUGUAGGAGUAAGCGUAAGGGCUACCUGCACUAUGCCAUGGGCCAGUUGAGACAGAUGGGGAAACAGUUCUACGACACAGACAUCCACGUGGAGGUGCUGUCUGAACAACUGGUGGGAGAUUACUCACACGUCACCAUGAGGUCAGAGUCAGACUACACGAACACUCCCUGCGUCCCAAAUGGCACCCUAUUCUCAUUGUGCAUUACUUUUGACCAGGGCCCAUAGUGCUCUGGUCAAAAGUAGUGCAGUAAAAUAGAAUGCAUUUGGGACUCAGCACUCUCUAAACAAAUCAACCUCCAUUUGUAUCAUGUGCAUUAGACUCUGAAACGUUUGCUUAAUAGCACUGAAGUCAUGAUAAAAUGGAUAAUCAUGGAGUGUAUCUAUGUACAGCUUUUCAUAAAGUCUCAUUGUUUACAUUGUUUGGGAAGGGGGUGGGGUAACCUUAUCCACCAUGUAGAAGUCAUGUAUACAGUGCAUCAGUAAGUGGUGUAAGUUAGCUAAUGUGAGGUUUUCAAAAUGGCCUCUCUGUGUUGCCUGCGUUUUCUGUUUUCUGCAGGCUGAACUUUGACAACUCUGCCUACCGUUACAUCAUGAAGGAGGACGAGGAGGAGCAGGAGAUUCUGCCCAUCACCAGCGACUUCUUCUUCGAAGUCUUCCCCUUCAACAUCGUUUUCAGACAGGUAAACCAUCAGUCUCUCCACUUCUCCUCCUCCCAUGAAGACCACUCUGAUAUCAUCUGGAUAUUCGUUAUCAUCAACAUUGCCUCAGCAAAGGAAAGGAACAUGUGAAGCUGUAUAAGUGUGCUAAAUCCACACUAAAAACGUAGCAAUCCAGACAUACAAUUUUUCAUGAAUCUUCUCUGUGCUCUAUGUAGGACAUGGUGGUGCACAACGUGGGCUCUGGCCUGGCCACAGUCUUCCCUGACCUGGAUGGGAAAAAGAUAAAUGAUGCCUUCCUGCUGGCGCGCCCCCUGGUGGAGUUUCACCUGGAACAUGGUGAGACCUCUUCUGUUCCCAUACAAUUCUAGUUCCUACCCCUUAACACAUCACACAGAUUUACUAUUCACUUCUUCUUUUCAAUGUCACGUACUGACAUUGAACGUAUUAUCUGGUUUAAAUCCACACAGAUCAUCUCCCACCCCAACAACCUGUUUGAGAUCAUGUCCAAGGAGCCAGUGAAGAGAGAGAGGAACCUUCAUAACAGAGUCCAGAGUAAGAGAGGGACCCAUUUAAAAGGGGCAACACAUAACUGUGCGUGUGGGAAAAACUUGAAAUGGAUGUCUUUGUUCUUUUUUUUCUGAUGGUACCUUCUAUCCCCUCCAACUCGUAGGGUUUUCGAAGAUUGACAGAGCUGUAUGUUCUCUCUCCCUCAGAUUCGGACUAUGAGAAUGCUAACCGUACAGCUGACGUAGACGUAGAGCUCAUGGCCUUCCAGUCCAUCAUUGGCGAUGACUACAAAGGUCAAGAUCCUUUAGAACGGUGUUUCUCAAUCCUGGUCCCAGGGAUCCAAAGGGGUGCACAUUUUUGUUUUUGCCCUAGCACUACACACAUGAUUCAAAUAAAAUGCCUGAUGAUGAGUUGAUUAGUUGAAUCGACUGUGUUAGUGCUAGGGCAAAAACAAAAAUGUACACCCCUUUGGGUCCCCGGCACCAGGAUUGAGAUACACUGCUUUAGAACCCUCACACCAACACUGACCUGACCCCUGUCUGUCUGUCUGUGUGUGUGUGUGUGUGUGUGUGUGUGUGUGUGUGUGUGUGUGUGUGUGUGUGUGUGUGUGUGUGUGUGUGUGUGUGUGUGUGUGUGUGUGUGUGUGUGUGUGUGUGUGUGUGUGUGUGUGUGUGUGUGCGUGCGUGCGUGCGUGCGUGCGUGCGUGCGCAUGAUUGCGUGCGUGCGUGUGUGUGUGUGUUUGACGCUCUUUUUCUCCCCUCUCAGAUGGCAACAGUGCUAAUGCUAUGGAGAGCUGGGGUGAUGGCAGUCGCUGUCUGAAACUGAAAGGACAGAUGAGAUACAUGCCUGAGUGGGAGUCCAUCAUCUUUCUGGGAACCCCUGUGUAAGACACACACACACACACACACACACACGCACUCAUUGGUGGUUUGUCCUGUUCUGUUGAAUAGCAUUAUGUGUGUGCUUGUGUGUGUGUGUUUCUACAGGAUGGAGAGUCUGAGUGCCAUGUUUAAAACCGGUCUCUAUAUCAACGACCUGAGUAUGCAUGACUCCAGUAGAGACCUGGUACUGGCAGGAACCCAGCAGUCAGAGGAACUCAAGAGAGCUCUCAUACAGGUAUGUAUCAUAUGAUACUGUUUGUCUGUAGUUACUGAUUUGUGCUGAAGCGUCCCUAAUAGCACCCUAUUACCUCUGUUGUGCACUACCUUUAACCAGAGUGCACUAUAAAGGGAAUAGGGUGCUAUUUGGGAUGCAACAUGUCUAUGAUCAGAUUGACUCAGUACUGUGACACCUCUCUAUCGCCGCCCUGUGGUGAGUGCAGGAACAGAAGAAGUCCAGUAAACUGGAGGAGAGUAUGAAGAUGCUAGACUAUGAGAUGAAGAAGACAGAUGAUCUGCUCUACAGGAUGAUCCCUAAACCUGUGGCCAAGAGACUACGCAAGGGAGAGCCUGCCGUCAACACCUGUGAGGUCAGGACUAACUGAUAGCAUGGCUAAGGGUGGGGUGGUGUGUGUACCUGUCUCACCUGUCCCACCUCUCCCUGUCUCCCUGUCCAACCUGUCCCACCUGUCUCCCUGUCUAACCUGUCCCACCUGUCUCCCUGUCCAACCUUUCCCACCUGUCUCCCUGGCCAACCUGUCCCACCUGUCUCCCUGUCUCACCUGUCUCCCUGUCCAACCUGUCUCCCCGUGUCACCUGCAGGUGUUUCCAGACGUGACCAUCCUGUUCAGUGAUGUGGUGGGCUUCACCCGUAUCUGCAGCCACAUCACGCCCAUGCAGGUGGUCUCCAUGCUCAACACCAUGUACACACUCUUCGACACACUCAGCGAGAAGCAUCGUGUCUUCAAGGUGUGUGUGUGUGUGUGAGACAACUGAUCGUCUGGCGUGUGUGUGUAAUACGUUAACCCAAUGCUCUCCUCCUAGGUUGAGACCAUAGGUGAUGCGUACAUGGUGGUGGCGGGGGCUCCAGAGAAGACUAAAUACCACGCCCACAACAUCUGCGACAUGGCCCUGGACAUGGUGCGCUCCAUAGACCACCUCAAAGACCCCUCCAAUGGCAACAACAUACAGAUCAGAGUGGGUGAGUGGAGACGCAAUGGGAACCACUCUCAUACUGAAUCUCAGUGUCUGUGUGCUGUGCGUAUACAUAUGUUGGUGAAGCAGAUGUGUGUUUAGUUGGGUCAGAAACAGAAGGUUUGUGUUGCAGGGAUCCACUCUGGCAUGGUGGUGGCCGGGGUGGUGGGCCAUAAGAUGCCACGCUACGGUCUUCAUGGCGACACAGUCCACACCGCAUCAGCCAUGGAGAGCAACGGCAAGGUAAGGAGAGUGUGAGAGUGUGAGAGAGAGAGAGAGAGCAAGAAAGUCAAAGAAAAGGAAGGGUGAUGAGAGGAGAAGAUAAAUGAAGAUACAUUUCUAACAGCUUCUAUUGAGCCAGGUGUUCUAUGACUGAUAUGGCUGAUCAUGAUAUGACAUAUCUGACUCCUCUCUCUCUCUCUCUCUCUCUCUCUCUCUCUCUCUCCUCUCUCUCUCUCUCUCUCUCUCUCUCUCCUCUCUCUCUCUCUCUCUCUCUCUCUCUGUCCCAUUCAGGAGAUGCACAUCCAGCUCAGCAGCGCCACCUAUGAGCACCUGAAGGGAAGCCACUUCAUAUUCGAGAGGAGAGGCACUAUCACCAUCAAGGUCAGGGGUCACCAAUGUCACAAUGGCAACCUUACCGACCUCCGUAACUAUACGGGGGUCGGUAAGGUUGGUCAUCAUGUCCGCAGCGAGAGACCAACUGGUCAUCAUGUCCGCAGCGUGAGGUCUUUUGAAAUUUGAAGCCAGCAUGGACUCUCAGUCUUCCCAUUCAAGAAUAGAAGUAAUUAUGACCCAUAUCAUUACAAUGAUUAUAUUUCUAUGUUAUGGCCCUCUCACUUACAACACAGCUGGAGGGCUAAGUUCAUAACUACUGAAAUGUAUGCUAUUGUUUCCCAAUCGAUGUCAUCAAAACAUUCUCAUUUUCGCCCUCAGAAACAGCUGUUCUGUAAUCAGAUGUUUGUAUAACAUAAUUCUCCCUGCUGUUGCUCCAAGCUGUUUUUAAAGCAUUCUGGGAGAAUCUGAGAACGAGAGACCAACUGUUUUAUUAUGAGUGUGUAAACUAUUUUAAACAAUCAACAUCACCCUAUACUGGUAUUCGCAAACCAUAGCUUGGUGUUGGGGGUCUAAAUGCCAUCACUGGGUCUGUCUUUGAGUCUAAAGAAAUGCUAAAGGUUUGUGAGCCAGCCAGCUGAUUAUCAGGAGGUAGCAGUGACUCACUUUGUCAUCAAAGGCUCUCUGCCCGUCUGCUCCCUGCAACUUUAAUGAUCAACAUCACAGCUGUCCAUUAAACCCAACCCUCCUUAUCACUUACUCACACAGCGUGUGUGUGUGUGUGUGUGUGUAUGUGUGUGUGUCUGUAUGCAUGCUUAUGCAUCCUGUGUGUAUAUGAGCUGUGCCUGUAUUUUUGUGAUGUGUCAUCCUCUUUCUUAAAUGAAAUCUUAACUGAAACCUCCCUCCCAGGGUAAUGUAGAGAUAGAGACAUACUGGCUGAAGGGAAAGAGGGAUAAGGAUGGGAAUGCCCAGGCUGCCUGUCCCCAGUUUGAGACCCAGACCAUCAGCAAGGCCAUCAGUAAGGCUACUAUCUCAGCCCCUGAAGCCAGCGGAGACCAAGACAGACUGGUAAUGUAACCUACUGUAUCUCUGGUCUGGUGCUUUCUGUCAAUAACUCUGCUCUAAGGAAAGAGAUGCCCCCAGGGCAGAAUGAGGAGAUAUAUUGUGAUUGGCUGCCUUGAGGGCACAUAUGAAUUAAUUGGAUUUUAAAUGGUAACAGUUUUGUUGUGAAGAAAUCAAAUGAAACAACACAACUCCUUGUAGCAGAUAGUCAAUAUAAUAAUAUUUCCACUCUCAGUCCCAUAUCAAAAUCUUAUGAAAUGAGCUUUGUGCCUGGACUGCUCAUGGCUUAGCUUAACUGUUACCUCAAAUGCCUUGCUAAAUCUUGAGAAUCUUUAUUUUCAUAUCGUCGAUUUAUCCCUCAUCAUGGUAUCAUGGCUCUAUCCCUCUCUCCUUGAACCAGGUGUUCCCGUCGGUGGCAAGGGAGGAUGAGGAUGAUAUGAAGUCCAUACGUUCCCACCGUAUCAAGAUGGAUAUUUCGGGCCAUCACUCCCUGGUGGAGUCUCUGGAGGAAUGUCGUGCUGAGGAAAUGUCUGUCAGCAAGGUGAGAAGGGUGAGACACACUGCUGGAUUGUUAUCUAUGGAGUUCACUUAGACUGAAGGAUAGAGUUCAGAUUUUACUCUGACACAUUUCGUCUCUCUCUCUCUCUGCUUUUUUCACCUAUUCCUCUCUUUUUGCCCUCUCGCCUCUCACUCCCCUCUUUCCUUCUGUCCUCCUUUCUCUUUCUCCCUCUCUCUUUCUCCCUCUCCCCCCUCUCUCCCAGUCUCACUAUAAGGAUGCCCUCCACCAUAACAACGGUCUACAGGACAGUCACAUUGAGCUGGACUCUCCAGAGUUUGACGUGCAUGAUUCCAUCAUGGCAUCUCCAGACGGCUCCAUUGACUCCCACUGCUCAGAGAAGAGCGCCAUGUGCUCCGUGUCGUGAACCCUUAGUCACCAUGGCGAUAUAGGCCACUUAGGGCGAAGGCUCAAGCUGUGGCUGAUAAUAAUGAAAGUUAUACUAUAAUAACUUUCUUGAAAAAAACAUGCUUUUAUAUAUUUGUUUCAUUCGUUACAGAACGCUGAAAGCUCGGGUAACAUUUAACCAUGAACAUUGUUUUAUUACAGAGCGCUGUUGUGCCUUAUUUGUCCAAUGUGUCCAUGUUAUGGCAAUCUAUGUACGAUUAAAGUAGUCCAGGCCAACGUGUGAUAACACCAGAAAUGUUUUAUCUGUAUAAAGAUUAGUCAUAUAUGUUUAAUAAUAUAUUCCUACACAUUGAAUAGAGCACAUAUAGUUACUUUGUAACACAUACUAACUGUAUUCUGCCUUUCACUGUUAGCUCCCGCUGCAUGACUGAGUCCACUCCGCUGUGUCAGCCUUUCUCACGCAUAGCCUACUGCACUAACAGAACAGAACACCAUGUCAACACUGUGGAAAUAAAACAAGGUGACAGCAUAGCUAGAGAAAGUCUAAUGGAGCUUGUUUUCAUUGACAUGCACACAUAUACUGCAUUGGCAUUUGGGUUACAAUAGAGACCACUUACAGGCAAGUCAAUAAAGGUCAAACAUACAC